ACAACAACGUUCAUACAACCUGCACGUGUGUGCACGCCAAAUUUGAUAGAUCAUGGGAAAUACCCGGCAAAAUCCGAUAAUGCAACCAUAGAUGCUAAAAUGACGACCAACAUCACCAUUUUAAAGAUUGAUGACCCCUUCCAUUUCUGGGGGAAGGAGGUGCUAGGACCUGGAGUAUCUCAUGAGACCAUUCAGUUCCAGGAACUAUGUGAUGAGAUUGAGGACUACUGCUCUUCAGACCAAUACAUCAUAGAACAUGUUAACAAUCCAGUCAAGGGCAGGAUGUAUCUAGCUCAGAGGCCUAGUGAUAGUAAAUGGUACCGAGCUAGGGUUCUCAGCAAUUAUCAGACAGCUCAUGGAAUAAAAGCCUCGUGUCAUCUAGUGGAUUAUGCAGAGUCAUUCCUGGUUCCAAUCAAUAGAUUGAAGGAGAUUCCAGCCAAACUGAAGAUGUUUCCAUCACAAGCCAAACCUUUCAGACUACACGAUCUACAACCCACUACCUUACAUGUCACCAUUGAAGAAAAUCAGGCAGAACUGGGGCCAGCACAGAAAUGGGACAUAGCAGCAGUGGAAUUCUUCAAGAAUAUUGUUGAAGACCGGUCAGCUCAGGUGGACAUACAUGGGAUUGGUCAAAAGGAAACACGAUUUGUUACUCUCCAUGUGAACACACCACAUGGACAGGUGAAUGUGAAUGAAGAGCUUCUAAAGCUGGGUUAUGCUGUUAGUGUUGAAAGGGAGUUUGAUGAAGUAUCAGAGAUAGGAAGCUCAGAAGGUGGAUGCUCUCGCCCUAUGACCCCUAGAACAUACACCCCUAAGAUCUCUAGUCCUCCUCGGAUCAACGAGGUAGAGCCAUCAGAGACAGAGAUAUACGGUGCAGGACCCUCACCCUGGACACCGGGAGGUCAGAGUUCUUCUGGUCAAACUCUAAAUGGAGAGACGCAGAGUAACUCUGGAGGUAUCUUGGUACGACACGCUCCAGAUGAGGAUGUUCAUCUUAGAUCGCCAAGAGCCAGAGGAUCUAGUCCUUCACUAAGGCAGGUCCAGGACCAGGUCCAGGACCAGGUCCAGGUCCAGGAUGAGAUGAGUCCUGACAAUACAUCCAAAGAUGUUGAAGGAUCACAGUUAACUCCAUCUACAGGCAGAGGGCGUGGCCUUGCAGCACUCGUCAGGACCAGUGAAGUUGGACGAACCAGAUCACCGAGCCCAUUAUCACCUCCUUCCUCUACAACCUCCCCUCCAUCAAACAUCUUGAAGUCAGCUAACCUUCAAAGGAUGUUGGAAAAGUCUCCUCGAUCAUCUCCAUCAGCCCAGCCAUCAACGUCUCCAUCAGCCCAGCCAUUAACGUCUCCUCAAUCAUCUCCAUCAUCUCAACCAUCGAAGUCUCCCAAGAGCUCAACUCAACCAUCCCUUUCUCCUUGUCCUCUUGAUGAGAAUGUUGUUCCGAGACCAGGGAUCCACAAACCUCUUGUAAUCUCUAAAACUACCAGACAGCCAUUCAUGAGAGAUGUGAGCGUAAGACCAAAGGAGUUACCAUCCAAACAGGUUAGGACACCUAGGCAAUCAGAAACCAAGUCUCCUCCAACUUUCGUGUCCCCAGUCAGGGAUUCUAAGUUACCAUGGAAACACAAAACCCACAGAGGAGCAUCUCAACAGAGUCCAUCUUCAUCUGAUUGGAAAAAGAUGAGUUCAACGAGUGGACAAUCGGAUGUUUCUGAAGGAGAGGUUACUACACCAGUCAGAGCAAAGACUACACCGACAUCCUCCCCCUCUGAACGGGCCAAGAUUAUUCAAGAAAGUCUUCUAAAGCAGUUGAAGUCUGGCAGCCCUGAAGAUGAACCUCGUACUGGAUCUUCUAGUCAUCACCAUGGCAACGAGAUGGGCGUGAUCAUGCAUGGGGACCUCCCACCUGAUCCGAUCAGACAAAUCAAAAAUGCUCCGUUCCCAGAAGUCAUCAAGAAGGUUUACCAGAGAGAAAAGACACACAUGAACAUAAGUCUUCUUGAAGCCUAUGCUUGGCCAGCAGUACUGAGAGGUCGUGACCUUGUGGGCGUGGCUCCGAGAGAUGGAGCAAACACCCUAGCCUUCCUUCUACCAGUCAUCACUCAGCUGCUCCAAUCAAGUACAUACACCAACCUACCACCAGGCAAUGGGCCUCUGGCAUUGAUUCUGUGUACAUCCUGGGAGCAUGCAGAGUCUGUAUGUCAGCUGUGUGAGAAGUUUGUAAGAGCAGCAAGCAAGUCAAUCAACACCAUCUUCCUAUAUGGGGGUAACAAUGAGAAACAACAAGAGGUCCAACUGGUAAAUGGCUGUCAGAUCUUGAUUUCUACCUUGCCAUGUGUGUUGAAGAUGAAAGAAAGAAACCUGACAAACUUCAACAGACUUUGUCAUGUGAUCUUUGAUGAGGGAAACAUUCUUUUCAGGGACUUCUUUGAUGAGGUGAAGAUCAUGAUGCAAGAGCUUCUGAGUGUACUAAGGGUUGAUCAGAGGCGGUCAGCUCCAAGGCAGCUUCUGGUCUUUGCCAAUGAGUGGACAUCAGCUAUAGGUUCCUUUCUCCGGACAUACAUGACCAAUCAACUUGUAGUCAUUACUCACAAACUGGAGGCUGCAGUCUAUGCCAGGGUUCGACAGAACAUAGAAAUGAUGGAUUCUAGUCAGCGCACCCAAGUCAUGUUGAGUAAGCUCCAAUCAGGAAUGCUGAAGGGAACCAAAUCAAUCAUCUUUGCUAAUGAUCGGAAGACUGCUGCAGAACUUAUGAAGAUUCUGACCUCAGCGUCCAUCUACACCUUACUAGCAACAGACGACAUGCCAAGUGACAGCAUUGAGAGAAUCAAGAAAGAAUGGUACACUCAUCAUAGACCGGACUCAAUACCAAUCCUAGUGAUGACUGAUGGUGCAAUCAACGAUGUUGAGAUAACGGAUGCCAUGUAUAUCAUCCAUUAUGAUUUCCCUUCUAACAAGGCUCAUUAUGGAAAGAGAAUGGGAUGUAUGAUCAGACACUUUGAAUCACAACUCAAAGAGGUGAGCUUUUAUUUCUAACCCUAACCCGUCUAACAAGGCUCGUUAUGGAAAGAGAAUGGGAUGUAUGAUCAGACACUUUGAAUCACAACUCAAAGAGGUUAGCUUUU
Messenger RNA from Strongylocentrotus purpuratus (purple sea urchin), 3125 nucleotides. Its product is annotated as putative ATP-dependent RNA helicase TDRD12. The transcript is spliced from 19 exons. Gene Ontology annotation, molecular function: nucleic acid binding; ATP binding. Gene Ontology annotation, biological process: germ-line stem cell division; transposable element silencing. The record is from RefSeq and is a predicted model, not a curated record. Bases 100 to 3036 code for a protein of 978 amino acids. NCBI's taxonomy places the organism in Eukaryota, Metazoa, Echinodermata, Echinoidea, Camarodonta, Strongylocentrotidae.